AUGUUGCAGGCCUGUGGGGGUGAAGAAUGGAGAGAUGGAGGAGGGAAGAAGAGCGAGAUGGGUGAAAAGGAGAGAAGUUUCAUUCAUGAGCACGAGAAGGGGGUGGCACUUCCCGCAGGUAUGUCGCUCUACAUUCCCUGCCCGGCGGGUAUUGAUGCUCUACAUACCCUGCCCCGGCGGGUAUUGACGCUCUACAUACCCUGCCCCGGCGGAACCCUCUCCCCUCCCCCACACCUGCAGGAUGAGCUCAUAGGCCACCACAGCCCCCGAGCUUCUCUCCUUGAGGACGCGAUGCCGCACGAUGAGCUCAUAGGCCACCAUAGCCCCCGAGCUGCUCUCCUUGAGGACGCGAUGCCGCACGAUGAGCUCAUAGGCCACCACAGCCCCCGAGUUUCUCUCCUUGAGGACGCGAUGCCGCACGAUGAGCUCAUAGGCCACCACAGCCCCCGAGCUUCUCUCCUUGAGGACGCGAUGCCGCACGAUGAGCUCAUAGGCCACCAUAGCCCCCGAGCUGCUCUCCUUGAGGACGCGAUGCCGCACGAUGAGCUCAUAGGCCACCACAGCCCCCGAGAUUCUCUCCUUGAGGACGCGAUGCCGCACGAUGAGCUCAUAGGCCACCAUAGCCCCCGAGCUUCUCUCCUUGAGGACGCGAUGCCGCACGAUGAGCUCAUAGGCCACCACAGCCCCCGAGAUUCUCUCCUUGAGGACGCGAUGCCGCACGAUGAGCUCAUAGGCCACCAUAGCCCCCGAGCUUCUCUCCUUGAGGACGCGAUGCCGCACGAUGAGCUCAUAGGCCACCAUAGCCCCCGAGCUGCUCUCCUUGAGGACGCGAUGCCGCACGAUGAGCUCAUAGGCCACCACAGCCCCCGAGCUUCUCUCCUUGAGGACGCGAUGCCGCACGAUGAGCUCAUAGGCCACCAUAGCCCCCGAGCUUCUCUCCUUGAGGACGCGAUGCCGCACGAUGAGCUCAUAGGCCACCAUAGCCCCCGAGCUGCUCUCCUUGAGGACGCGAUGCCGCACGAUGAGCUCAUAGGCCACCACAGCCCCCGAGCUUCUCUCCUUGAGGACGCGAUGCCGCACGAUGAGCUCAUAGGCCACCAUAGCCCCCGAGCUGCUCUCCUUGAGGACGCGAUGCCGCACAUCCUCUCGGGAGGCCACCAUAGCCCUCGAGCUGCUCUCCUUGAGGACGCGAUGCCGCACGAUGAGCUCAUAGGCCACCACAGCCCCCGAGCUUCUCUCCUUGAGGACGCGAUGCCGCACGAUGAGCUCAUAGGCCACCAUAGCCCCCGAGCUGCUCUCCUUGAGGACGCGAUGCCGCACAUCCUCUCGGGAGGCCACCACAGCCCCCGAGCUUCUCUCCUUGAGGACGCGAUGCCGCACGAUGAGCUCAUAGGCCACCAUAGCCCCCGAGCUGCUCUCCUUGAGGACGCGAUGCCGCACAUCCUCUCGGGAGGCCACCACAGCCCCCGAGCUUCUCUCCUUGAGGACGCGAUGCCGCACGAUGAGCUCAUAGGCCACCAUAGCCCCCGAGCUGCUCUCCUUGAGGACGCGAUGCCGCACGAUGAGCUCAUAGGCCACCACAGCCCCCGAGCUUCUCUCCUUGAGGACGCGAUGCCGCACGAUGAGCUCAUAGGCCACCACAGCCCCCGAGCUUCUCUCCUUGAGGACGCGAUGCCGCACGAUGAGCUCAUAGGCCACCAUAGCCCCCGAGCUGCUCUCCUUGAGGACGCGAUGCCGCACGAUGAGCUCAUAGGCCACCAUAGCCCCCGAGCUGCUCUCCUUGAGGACGCGAUGCCGCACGUCCUCUCGGGAGAACCCUCUCCCCUCCCCCACACCUGCAGGAUGAGCUCAUUGGCCACCAUAGCCCCCGAGCUUCUCUCCUUGAGGACGCGAUGCCGCACGUCCUCUCGGGAGGAUGAGCUCAUAGGCCACCACAGCCCCCGAGCUUCUCUCCUUGAGGACGCGAUGCCGCACGUCCUCUCGGGAGAACCCUCUCCCCUCCCCCACACCUGCAGGAUGAGCUCAUUGGCCACCAUAGCCCCCGAGCUGCUCUCCUUGAGGACGCGAUGCCGCACGUCCUCUCGGGAGGAUGAGCUCAUAGGCCACCACAGCCCCCGAGCUUCUCUCCUUGAGGACGCGAUGCCGCACGAUGAGCUCAUAGGCCACCAUAGCCCCCGAGCUUCUCUCCUUGAGGACGCGAUGCCGCACGAUGAGCUCAUAGGCCACCAUAGCCCCCGAGCUGCUCUCCUUGAGGACGCGAUGCCGCACGAUGAGCUCAUAGGCCACCACAGCCCCCGAGCUUCUCUCCUUGAGGACACGAUGCCGCACGAUGAGCUCAUAGGCCACCAUAGCCCCCGAGCUGCUCUCCUUGAGGACGCGAUGCCGCACAUCCUCUCGGGAGGCCACCAUAGCCCUCGAGCUGCUCUCCUUGAGGACGCGAUGCCGCACGAUGAGCUCAUAGGCCACCACAGCCCCCGAGCUUCUCUCCUUGAGGACGCGAUGCCGCACGAUGAGCUCAUAGGCCACCAUAGCCCCCGAGCUGCUCUCCUUGAGGACGCGAUGCCGCACAUCCUCUCGGGAGGCCACCACAGCCCCCGAGCUUCUCUCCUUGAGGACGCGAUGCCGCACGAUGAGCUCAUAGGCCACCAUAGCCCCCGAGCUGCUCUCCUUGAGGACGCGAUGCCGCACGAUGAGCUCAUAGGCCACCACAGCCCCCGAGCUUCUCUCCUUGAGGACGCGAUGCCGCACGAUGAGCUCAUAGGCCACCACAGCCCCCGAGCUUCUCUCCUUGAGGACGCGAUGCCGCACGAUGAGCUCAUAGGCCACCAUAGCCCCCGAGCUGCUCUCCUUGAGGACGCGAUGCCGCACGAUGAGCUCAUAGGCCACCACAGCCCCCGAGCUUCUCUCCUUGAGGACGCGAUGCCGCACGAUGAGCUCAUAGGCCACCACAGCCCCCGAGCUUCUCUCCUUGAGGACGCGAUGCCGCACGAUGAGCUCAUAGGCCACCAUAGCCCCCGAGCUGCUCUCCUUGAGGACGCGAUGCCGCACAUCCUCUCGGGAGGCCACCAUAGCCCUCGAGCUGCUCUCCUUGAGGACGCGAUGCCGCACGAUGAGCUCAUAGGCCACCACAGCCCCCGAGCUUCUCUCCUUGAGGACGCGAUGCCGCACGAUGAGCUCAUAGGCCACCACAGCCCCCGAGCUUCUCUCCUUGAGGACGCGAUGCCGCACGAUGAGCUCAUAGGCCACCACAGCCCCCGAGCUUCUCUCCUUGAGGACGCGAUGCCGCACGAUGAGCUCAUAGGCCACCAUAGCCCCCGAGCUGCUCUCCUUGAGGACGCGAUGCCGCACGAUGAGCUCAUAGGCCACCACAGCCCCCGAGCUUCUCUCCUUGAGGACGCGAUGCCGCACGAUGAGCUCAUAGGCCACCAUAGCCCCCGAGCUGCUCUCCUUGAGGACGCGAUGCCGCACGUCCUCUCGGGAGAACCCUCUCCCCUCCCCCACACCUGCAGGAUGAGCUCAUUGGCCACCAUAGCCCCCGAGCUUCUCUCCUUGAGGACGCGAUGCCGCACGUCCUCUCGGGAGGAUGAGCUCAUAGGCCACCACAGCCCCCGAGCUUCUCUCCUUGAGGACGCGAUGCCGCACGAUGAGCUCAUAGGCCACCACAGCCCCCGAGCUUCUCUCCUUGAGGACGCGAUGCCGCACGAUGAGCUCAUAGGCCACCAUAGCCCCCGAGCUGCUCUCCUUGAGGACGCGAUGCCGCACAUCCUCUCGGGAGAACCCUCUCCCCUCCCCCACACCUGCAGGAUGAGCUCAUUGGCCACCAUAGCCCCCGAGCUUCUCUCCUUGAGGACGCGAUGCCGCACGUCCUCUCGGGAGGAUGAGCUCAUAGGCCACCAUAGCCCCCGAGCUGCUCUCCUUGAGGACGCGAUGCCGCACGUCCUCUCGGGAGAACCCUCUCCCCUCCCCCACACCUGCAGGAUGAGCUCAUUGGCCACCAUAGCCCCCGAGCUUCUCUCCUUGAGGACGCGAUGCCGCACGUCCUCUCGGGAGGAUGAGCUCAUAGGCCACCACAGACCCCGAGCUUCUCUCCUUGAGGACGCGAUGCCGCACGUCCUCUCGGGAGGUGAUCAUACUCACUAA
This is a messenger RNA of Closterium sp. Naga37s-1, 4140 nucleotides long. The record is from the annotation of a GenBank genome assembly. Lineage: Eukaryota; Viridiplantae; Streptophyta; Zygnematophyceae; Desmidiales; Closteriaceae.